AUGGAUCGCAAUCGUCCCAGCUGCUCCUGCGAGGUGGAGGUGACUCGCCUCGCAGCCCGAGUUGCUGUUCUUGAGAAACAACUAGCCCAAAUCCAACCGACAAGAUCGUCGGACACGGUUGGACCGAAAGAAAAGAGAAGACUGCCUGAGACGACCGUAACAGCAGCUCGAGUGCCAUCAAGAAUGAAGGCGGCUAAACGGUCGGAAACCACUAAGGCAGAACUCUUGACCUGUCCUCCGGAAGCAAAGGAUGAUCGCAAGUUCGAUCGGCGAUACCUCACAGGAAGAGGGCCUCCGAUUACCCGCCGAGCCUUCUCGAAGGCCUAUCUGCAGUGGACGCUGGAUGACAUGGAUCCACGUGUUACUGCGUUGAGAUAUCGCCACCGGCGGGCCACCAAUUAUUCCACCCAAAUCUCCUGCCAACACUGGCAUAUUGUCGAUGGCACUGAACCCCACGAGGAAGGGGAUAUCUAUGUGAUACUCUUUUGUAUAGACACUGAAUCUGUCGAUGAGGGAGACAUUCACUGUGAGGGGAUCAACAUGUUUGAUGACGAGGAGCCGCGGGCUAAUCGUAUCACUCUUCAGCCUUGUCGUAUUUUUAAUGCCUUGAUGCCCGAUUUCAGUGCUAUAUGGGAUGAAGGUUAUACGGUUCUUCAUUGUCUGAUCCUUGAUUAUGGUAACAUACAGGAGGAGGAUGGAGAUGAGUGGAAGUGGAUGGAUCAAUUUGGACGGCUGUUAUCGAGAAUGUAA
Fusarium subglutinans is the source of this 750-nucleotide messenger RNA. RefSeq lists its product as uncharacterized. The transcript has a single exon. Bases 1 to 750 code for a protein of 249 amino acids. Lineage: Eukaryota; Fungi; Ascomycota; Sordariomycetes; Hypocreales; Nectriaceae. The record is from RefSeq and is a predicted model, not a curated record.